This is a messenger RNA of Lithohypha guttulata, 402 nucleotides long. RefSeq names its product 60S ribosomal protein L31B (gene RPL31B). Gene Ontology annotation, molecular function: structural constituent of ribosome. Lineage: Eukaryota; Fungi; Ascomycota; Eurotiomycetes; Chaetothyriales; Trichomeriaceae. Gene Ontology annotation, cellular component: ribosome; cytosolic large ribosomal subunit. Gene Ontology annotation, biological process: cytoplasmic translation. Bases 1 to 402 code for a protein of 133 amino acids. The transcript is spliced from 4 exons. The record is from RefSeq and is a predicted model, not a curated record.
AUGGUCAAAGACAAGCCAUCAACCCAGCCAAAGAAGACCACGCCUAAGCGAGCUGGUCGAUCAGCCAUCACUGAUGUUGUCGCUCGAGAGUACACCAUUCACCUUCACAAGCGGGUACAUGGCAUAGCCUUCAAGAAGCGAGCUCCACGAGCCAUCAAGGAGAUCCGAAAGUUUGCGACAAUUGCAAUGGGCACAAACGACGUCCGUCUAGAUCCUCAACUCAACAAGAAAGUCUGGGAGUCGGGCAUCAAGGGUGUUCCAUUCCGUCUCCGAGUCCGGAUCAGCAGAAAGCGAAACGACGAGGAAGGCGCGAAGGAGAAGCUGUACAGCUAUGUACAGGCCGUAAAUGUCAAGAAGGGUGGUGAGAAGGGACUGCAGACUGUUGUCGUUGAAGACUCUUAG